Messenger RNA from Lotus japonicus, 1794 nucleotides. RefSeq lists its product as uncharacterized. Bases 1 to 1794 code for a protein of 597 amino acids. The transcript has a single exon. Gene Ontology annotation, molecular function: nucleic acid binding; zinc ion binding. The record is from RefSeq and is a predicted model, not a curated record. Lineage: Eukaryota; Viridiplantae; Streptophyta; Magnoliopsida; Fabales; Fabaceae.
AUGGACAACUCUAAGGAAGGUGGCUCAGUGCAUAGACCACCUAUUCUGGAUGGCACAAACUUUGAUUAUUGGAAGGCACGUAUGACAGCGUUUCUGAAGUCCAUCGACAGCAAGACAUGGAAAGCAAUUGUGAAAGGGUGGAAGCAUCCUGUGAUAACACCCAAGGAAGGGGAAACAUUAACUGAGGGUGGAAAAUUGAAACCUGAGGAAGACUGGAACAAGGAUGAAGAUGAAAAAGCUCUGGGAAAUCACAAAGCUCUAAAUGCUAUAUUCAAUGGUGUGGAUAAGAACAUGUUCAGAUUGAUUAACACAUGUACUGUGGCUAAAGAGGCAUGGGAUAUUCUCAAGACUGCUCAUGAGGGUACAUCCAAAGUCAGAAUGUCAAGGCUUCCAAUCCUAACCACUCAGUUUGAAAACUUGAAGAUGAAGGAAGAUGAAACUAUCACUGAUUUUCACAUGAAGCUGUGUGAUAUGGCAAAUUCAUCUUUUGCUCUAGGUGAAAGAAUGUCUGAGGAGAAGUUAGUAAGAAAGAUUCGGAGAUCACUCCCCAAGAGAUUUCAAAUGAAGGUUACUGCAAUAGAAGAAGCUCAAGAUAUAAGCAGUCUUAAGGUGGAUGAACUUAUUGGAUCCUUGAUGACCUUUGAACUGUCUCAGGAUGAUAAACCUGACAAGAAGCAUAAGAACAUAGCCUUUGUCUCAAACACUGAAGCAGAGGAUGAUCUAUCUGAGAAUGAAAGUGGUGAAUCAGUCUCUGAUACUAUAGCGUUUUUGGCCAAAAAAUUCAAUAAGGUGCUAAAAAGAUUGGAGAAGAGAUCAAAGCCAAAUGUGCAGGACAAGCGGUCUGACAAUGCCAAAGGUCAGAACUUUCAGCGUCGUGGUAAAGAUGAAGACAAUCAAAAUAAAACACGAGGAGUUCAAUGUCAUGAAUGUGAAGGCUUUGGUCAUAUCAGGUCAAAAUGUCCUACAUAUCUGAAGAAACAAAAGAAAGGGAUGAUCACUACAUGGUCUGAUGAGGAAUCUGAUGAAGAGAUUGAGGAAGAAAAAGCCAACAGAGUCAUGUCCUUCACUGUCAAGUAUGACUCAGGAGAUGAAGCCAGUGAUCUGGAAUUAUCUAAUGAAGAAUUGGGUGAAGCAUACAAGCUCUUGCUUAAACAGUGGGAAGAAUCGUGUGACUACGGUAGGAAGUUGGAAAUUAAAGUAAAAAAUCUGGAGAAAGAAAAAGAUAGUCUUCAUGUUUUUAAUAUUGACUUGCAAGAGGAAGUAUCUGUUUUAAAAUCCAAGAUUGAAGGCAUGGUGAAAUCAGUACGCAUGCUUAACAAAGGAACUUAUGUGCUGGAUUUUAUUCUGGAGAAAGGUAAGACAUCCAAAGACAUGAAAGGAUUGGGGUACAAUGAAGAAGCUGAUACCAACGAGACUAAGAGGAAGGCAACUGAAGUCAAGUUUUUUCUUGCUGAAGAUAAAUCUCCCUUCAGAAUGCCUAGUCAGAUGGUUCAUCAACCGGUUACCAAGGUACGUAAUCAAAUACCAUAUGUUUAUCAACACAAACCUCACAAUUAUCCUCAGGUGAGAAACUAUCAGAACUCAAGCUGGAGGUGUCAUUACUGUGGGAGAUUUGGACACAUAAGGCCUUAUUUUUUCAAGCUUUAUGGAUAUCCACAUUUCCAAGCUCAACUGAGUGCCAAGAAGAAGUAUACUUAUGUUAAGAGCAAGUGGAAGCACUCAUUGCGUACACAUCUCUUCGUGCAUCAUCAAGGGAAGAUUGGUACUUUGAUAGUGGAUGCUCCAAGCAUAUGA